Messenger RNA from Enterobius vermicularis (human pinworm), 879 nucleotides. The record is from the annotation of a GenBank genome assembly. Lineage: Eukaryota; Metazoa; Nematoda; Chromadorea; Rhabditida; Oxyuridae.
AUGGCACAAAGAAGGAAGGAAGAUCGUAUUGGUCGUUGGUACUUUGGAGGACUCGCCUCUGCGGGAGCAGCGUGUGUUACCCAUCCCCUUGAUCUAUUAAAAGUGCAUUUACAAACGCAGCAAACGGAGAAACAGACGCUUGGGCAACUGAUCAAAAGAAUUUAUGUAAAUGAUGGUGUACGAGGUUUUUACAAUGGAAUCUCAGCUUCUCUUCUUAGACAACUCACUUAUUCCACUACUCGUUUUGGCAUGUAUGAAACGAUAAAAAAACAGUUUCCUGGUGACACUAAAUCUAUUCCUUUUUAUCAGAAAGCACUAAUUGCUGGUAUUAGUGGAGCAUGUGGUGGUUGGGUUGGUACACCUGGUGAUAUGGUUAACGUCCGCAUGCAAAACGAUAUGAAGCUUCCAGCGGCGCAGAGGCGUAACUAUAAACAUGCUGUCGAUGGAGUGAUUCGAGUAAUGCGUGAAGAAGGCAUCACUAAACUUUUUAAUGGCGCGACUAUGGCUAGCAGUCGUGCAGUUUUCAUGACCAUUGGGCAGUUAGCUUUCUAUGAUCAGAUAAAACAGACGCUUUUGGGCACUGGGUAUUUCAAAGACAAUGCGACGACUCAUUUCACUUCGUCUUUCGCUGCUGUCAGUCUUUGGGCUUCUAUUGCUACAGUACUCACACAGCCUCUAGAUGUUAUGAAAACUCGUAUGAUGAAUGCAAAGCCCGGUCAAUUUAAGGGCAUCAUGGACUGCUUCUUUUACACAGCAAAGACUGGUCCAUUAGGUUUCUUCAAGGGCUUUUUCCCGGCAUGGGUACGACUCGCUCCUCACACAGUCUGUACAUUCAUCUUUUUGGAGCAGUUACGUAUGAAUUUCGGUUAUUUCAAGUAG